AUGAGUGUCGUGUUCACUUGUUCUAGUGGACCGCAGCCGUGUCGUGCGAAUAUCGGUGUAUCACAGCUUAGCGUCCCACUGGCGUGGAACAGAGAUCAACAUUUCAAAUGCAAAGGUGAUAGCAUUAUACAAACAUAUACAGUCGACGAAGCUUUUUCGUGGAAAGAAAAGGAUAUUCUUCUAGAAACUCGGGUCUACUCGAUGUUUUUGGUGCUCCAAACAAAAUCCCGAGUAGUUGAUUCUAGUAUGGUGACAAAUGUCGAUAGAACAAUGACAGAUGUCGUAUUUCCAGAGUCAUUCGUAUUUGAAAGUGAACCAGACGAUUUUUGCGUAGAAAUAACGUUAUACGCAGCCAGAACCGAUCUAGGACUCUCGAACGGUGGCGGAAGCUUACGAACAAAGAUCACCCGCUCAUUAGGUAGACGAUUUGGCGGUCAAGUGAAAACGAGUUUGAACACGACGGAGCGUCUAAAUGGUGUUCGUGGCGACUCUGCAGUGGGUGGCACUCAUUUCAAUAUGCUAGCCCGAGCAUUCCUCGUCCUUACCGAUGCCGGUGAUGAAUGUAAAAUUCACGACUUAAAAAUGUCCGCUUUUGCUGAUUUGUCUGGUCCGCCUUUAUAUGGUCAUGUCUUGUGUCGACUUGCCGUUCAACCGAACUCAGUACUUCUUCCUCUAGCCGAAGGAAUGCUGACCAUCAAACCUCUUUGUGGAGGCCGAAUUUUAAGGAAUGUCCGAACAAGAUUGCAGACAUCUCGUAUCAUAGUCACAUCACAUCCGAACACGCUCCUGCUAUCAUCUAAUAACGCUGUUACAAUAGAAGGCUAUGGCUUCUACAUCACCACAGAAAGCUAUAAAACAAUGGUUGCAUGGAAGAAAGCGAUCGAAAUGCAAAUCGAUGACUGCGCCAUAUGGGGGAAAUUUGCCUAUCGACCUACAAAACUCACGUUCGAGAAGCCUGUGGAUCCAGUCAAGGAAACUCUUAGUCGGACAACUGGAAACAGAUUAUAUGACAAAAUCAGUAUAGCCGGUAAGCGGUGCGAAUCUCUCGAACACUUCUUGGCUAAAACACUGGUAGAAUUUUUUUAA
This is a messenger RNA of Angiostrongylus costaricensis, 1086 nucleotides long. Lineage: Eukaryota; Metazoa; Nematoda; Chromadorea; Rhabditida; Metastrongylidae. The record is from the annotation of a GenBank genome assembly.